CCGGUUACUGUUAGCCAGCCAUAAACACCAAAACAACGGCAUCUGCCCUUAGCACAGACCACUGAAAGCAUAGAUGGAUUUAAAAGGCUUUCUAGACACAUGGCAGCAUUCCCUUUUACUAUAAUGGCUGUUAUUAGGAAACGUAUUUACGCAAAUACAUAAAGCGGAAUUUGACUUAUUGAUUCUGCAGCCAUUGAAGAUUGCGCAUCUGGAUUUGGCUGAGGUUGCUAACGCUAGCUAGCGAACAGGCUAGCUGGUAGAUUAGAGGGUGAUAGCUGCAGCCUCUCUGCCGUGACUCCCUUUCCUUGCUAGUGGUUAGCUUAUUUGGCUAUCUGUUAUUGAACACUUACUAAGGAAAUAUUAGCUCAUGUGGUAGCUAGCGUUCAGAGGAUAAUUGAAGAUGUAAAUUAUCAUGGGCCCGAAGAGACGGGAACUGGCUGUGCCAGUGAUGGCCCUCCCCCUCCCUGUUUCCGUCAUCCUCCUGGCUCUGUUGGCUCAGUCACCUGUGUGCCAUGCAGGGGACUGUAAGGGCCACAGGCAGGUUUUGAGGGGUCCGCCAGGCUAUGUCACCGAUGGACCAGGAAACUACUCUGUCAAUGGGAACUGCGAGUGGCUUAUCAAAGCUCCCAGUAAUAGUCACCGGAUUGUCCUAAAUUUCACCUUUAUGGACACAGAGUGUACCUAUGACUACCUGUUUGUCUAUGAUGGAGACUCCUACCAAAGCCCUCUGCUAGCCAGCCUGAGCGGCAACACUCUACCACAACCCAUUGAGGCAAAAUCUGGCAAGAUGCUGCUUCAUCUCUUUAGUGAUGCUAAUUACAACCUCCUGGGCUUCAAUGCAACCUACACCUUCUCUCAGUGUCCCGGGGCCUGCGGUGGCCAUGGCCGCUGCGAUUCAUCAACAUCAAAGUGCCACUGCCAUCAGGGUUGGGGAGGAGCCUCUUGUACAACCCCGUUGUGCUCUCAAGCUUGUUCGGCGCAUGGACAGUGUGACAAGAAGGGAGAGCGCUGUCUGUGUGAACCGGGCUUCCUGGGCCAUAGCUGCCAACUUGGUCUCCAUGACGAUAAUGGGUCAGGACAGUGGUGGCGUGUGAGUGAGGGAAACCCUUACACACCCCCCAGGACUGGUUCUGCUGGCGUGUACCUUUCUUCAACUGGAGCCAUGUACCUCUUUGGCGGGUUUGACCUGAACAGAGCUCUUGGUGACUUAAUUAAAUACAACUUCACAUCCAACCAAUGGGAAAGCAGGUCUUAUGGUCACUCCCCUGUGGCUCGUCAUUCCCACACAGCGGUGGAGUGGUCAGGUAAUAUGGUCAUCUUUGGAGGAGAGCUAGCCAAUGGUUCCCUGGCCAGUGAUGUCUGGAUGUACCGGCCACUCCAAGAUGACUGGCAGCAGCUUGGUUUCUCAAACUCACGUGGAGCUCCUAAACUGGCCAAUCAUGCUGCAGCUGUAGUGGACAACCAUCUCUAUGUAUUUGGAGGUCGCACUGAGGAGGAUAUGUUUUCUUCUUCGCUGUAUCGUUUCAGCCUGCGUGGUUCUGGCCGUUGGGAAACUGUCACACCCACUGGUGGAAAACCACCAGCCACCGCUGGACACUCCAUGGUUUUCCACAGCCCAUCCAGGACACUCCUGGUCUAUGGGGGCCAUAGGCCCACCACAGCUAGGUUCAGUGUGAGGGUGAACAACACCGACGUGUUCCACGUUGACAGGCGGUUUUGGACUUCCUUCCGUUCCCGUUUCCCAGCAACAGGUCCCAGAGAAAGAGCCUUCCACUCAGCCACUGUCAUUGGAAACUACAUGGUGGUCUAUGGGGGGAACGUUCAUAUUCAUUACCAAGAGGAAAAGUGUUAUGAUGAAGAGAUAUUCUUUUACCACCUGGGAUGUCAUCAGUGGGUGUCUGCUGGGGAGAGCUUGUCACACAGUGGAGAGACUGUGAGAGGACGUUACUCACAUGUUGCUGCCGUAAUGGAGGGUCAAGUGCUGCUUGUUGCUGGUGGUUACAGUGGUGUUGCCCGUGGAGACCUGGUAGCUUACAAAGUUCCACUGUUUGUCAGUGGUGAUCAAGGUGACAGGGAUGCUGUUUGUGCCGAAGCUUUAGAUGAAAGCAUGUGCCUUAAGAACCCAGCAUGCAGUUGGUGUGAAGGUCGUUGUCGGGAGUACCAGCCCACUAAUCCGUGUGGCAGCACCGGAUGCCUGGGCCUGGCACGUUUCCUGUCUGACUGCCAGUCCUGUGUGGUGUUCAGUGGCACUCCAGCGUCUUUAGCCCGUGCCCCUGGUGAAUUUGGCUGGUGUGUUCAGAAUGAGUCCUGCCUCCCAGUGUCAGAGCGAAGUGCGUGCCGUGUGGACCAGAUCUCAGGGGCGUACGGCUGGUGGGGGGAGCGUACCCUUUUCCUAACCUCCCUCCACGACUGUCGCACCGAGAACUAUGUCCCGGGACUGCACCUGCUCACCUUCCAGCACCCUCGCAACGACUCCCAGCCUGACAAGGUAUCUAUCCUACGCAGCACCAACAUCAUCCUAAGCCCUACCACAGAAAUGGACGUUGCCCUGCAGUUUAGGGGUUUUAUCCACCCAUUGUGGGGGGCCCCCCCACCUUCUUCUCCUCCAACUGAGACAGUCUCCAUGUGGGCGCGCAUACAGAGGCUACAUUUUGAGGCUCGAAUGGCAUCAGGGCCCAACUCAAGCCAGCUGGAGGUGGUGGGCCGUUGGGCUGCCCAGCAGGAGAAGGAGUUGAAGCUGCUGGCUCGUUCAGAUGGAAGUAGACUGUUUUCAAACCUUACUAGAGGCAACCAUUACCUUGUUCAAGCAGAGGGUUAUCUGAACAACUCAGGCUCAGGACAGACUAGUGAGAUGGCUCUUAUCUGGAACAGAACAUUGCCUGGUGGGAGUGAGAUCUCCUUCCUGUUCCUGGAGCCUUACCGCUCAGGGUCCUGCUCAGGGUACAUGUCCUGUCUGGCCUGUCUGUCUGACCAGUCUUGUGGCUGGUGCCCAUCUUUAUCUCGUUGCUUGAUGCGGGACAGCCCUGACCUGGAACCCUGCCCUGAAACAGAGAGAGCAGAUGGUAAAGGAGAGGGUCAGCGCCAUCUGCUGUUGGCUCCUCAGCACUGCACACUGUGUGAAGAGUACAGGGACUGCUCUGCUUGUACUCAGGACCCGUAUUGUGAGUGGCAGAUAAACUCCAGCAAGAAAGGGGACUAUCAGUGUAGUCGACGGGGAAGGCUAGAUGGAUCAAUACGUGACUCGAGGGGUUGUCCCAAAGUCUGCAACCAGAGGAGGACAUGUAGCGAGUGUUUGUCUAACUCCAGCCAGUGUGCAUGGUGUGAGUCAGCGCAGGCCUGCUUCUACUUUGCUGCAUACCUCACAAAAUACCCUUACGGAGAGUGCAGGGACUGGUAUGACAGUGUCCAUUCAGUUCCUCAGUGCAAGCAGUGUUCAGCUUUAAACACAUGCGUGGACUGUCUACGAACAUUCCAGUGUGGCUGGUGCGGUGACUAUAACAAUCCUACUAUUGGAAAAUGUCUGAGAGGAGACUGGGCAGGAAUGGAUGACCCCUCAGUGUACAACUGCAGUGUGGCUGUGGCCGAGGCACGGGCUGCUAAUCCUGAGCCCCAAACUUCGGCUCCACCUCGGCCUCUGGAGAUGGAGCUGGAGCUGGAACAACUGGAAGAUGCAGAGCAAGAUGCCAUCUGGUCAUACCCCACCUGCCCUGAUGUAGAAGAAUGUAGGCUGGGUCUCCACAACUGCCACCCCUUUGCUACUUGCAUCAACACCCCCACCUCCUACGAGUGCCACUGCGAGAGAGGGUACACAGGGGACGGCACACUGCACUGCAAUCAAACCUGCUAUAAUGAAUGCCGCGAGGGCCAGUGUAGUGGGAGCCCACGGUUUGAGUGUGAGUGUUCCCUGGGCUGGACAUCUGAUCCUGCCACUCUGGUCCUGAGUGGUGUUGAAUGUGAUGUCGAUUGUGGCUGCAACUUCCACUCCACCUGUAUUACUGCACCAGGAAUCUGUGAUGAAUGCCAGGACUGGACUACUGGUCCCCACUGUGAGCACUGUCGUCCGGGUAGUUUUGGUUCAGCUCUAGCUGGCGGUGGCGGUUGUGUGCCAUGUGAGUGUAAUGGACACGGGGACCCUCUCCGAGGUUACUGCCACAACCAGACGGGCCAGUGUUACUGUACACACAACACUCAGGGACCGCACUGUGAGACCUGUCUGCCUGGUUACUAUGGAGAUCCAAGGAACAAUGGUACAUGCUAUCGCCAGUGCCAGGGCCGCUCUGUGUUGCUCUCCUCCACCUCUUCCUCUUCAUCUGCACUGCCUCUCUCCUCUUCCCUGGGCUGGCGAAGUGGCACAGAGGGGAAAGGAGGACUCUCUCACUGCCUGUGGGUGUUGUCUGUGACCGAGAACCUGGCACCAUGUCUGCCUCGUCAACUGUGUCCCCCUGUUGCCCUCACUUUACAUCCUGACUCUCAUACACAUUGCAAAAACUCAUAUGUCUAUGUGUUUGAUGGCCUCCCUCGCUUCCUGGGCAACGGUGUGGUACAUUCAGAUCACAAUCUGAUUGGUGCAUUUUGUGGCACGACAAGGACUCAGCCUAUAACUGUGGAAGCCACCUCAGGUAUCAUCUCAGUCUAUUUUGAGGCCAACGUAUCAUCAAACAAACCUCAAGGCUUCAAUGCAUCUUUCUGGGUGCGACGGUGUCAUCAGAGCACUGAUGAGGGUGAAGAUGGCUCACCGGUGUGUCCAGGUGGGGGCCAGUGUCAGGGGGGCCUGUGCCAUUGCCCUCAGGGAUACGGAGGACCUCACUGCGAUCGGCCCCUGUGUCCUCAGGACUGUGGAAUAGCAGAAGGAAGAGGAGCUUGUAAUACAUCUCUGGGAGUGUGUGUGUGCAGUGACAGCUGGGCUGGCUCAGACUGCUCUGUUCCUCGAGACUCCAACAGCCUGAUUUGGGAAACACUGCUGGACACACAGCUGACUGUGAACCAGGCCCAUCGGUUCCUCCACAGGAUGGGCCACACUCUUGUGUCUGGACCACUGGGCAACCUCUGGAUGUAUGGAGGUCUCUCCCUGUCAGAGGGCAUUCUGGGAAAUGUCUAUAGAUAUUCAGUUUUAGAGCACAGAUGGACCCAAAUGUUAACCAGCUCUGUGGAAGAAGGCACAACUCCCAGCCCACGCUAUCACCAUGCCACUGCACUGCUGACCAGUUACGACUCAGGUUCUGGAAGUCACGGAACCAGUCACAACUUCAUGCUAGUGGUGGGGGGCAUCACUCAGAACGGGGUUGCCAUGGAUACCUGGAGUUUAAAUCUCAGCAGUUUAGUUUGGAGAGAGCACAAGAGCUCAGUGCUGCCCCCAGUGGCGGGCCACACUCUCACUGUACGCAGAGACACCUCUGUGCUGUUAAUAGGAGGGUACUCCCCAGAGAACGGCUUCAACCAUCACCUGCUGGAGUUCAGCCUUCACUCUGGAAACUGGAGCAUUGCCCCUCACACUGGCACACCACCUACAGGUUUAUAUGGCCACUCAGCAGUCUACCAUGAGCAAACUGAUGCCAUCUAUGUAUUUGGAGGCUAUCGCUUUCAUGUGGAGACUGUGGAGCCAUCAGGAGAGCUCUAUAGUCUCUACUACCCCAACCUCACCUGGUCUCUACUGGUACCCUCACAGGGAAAUAAGCCUCUGUCCCGUUUCUUCCAUGCUGCAGCCCUCAUCAAAGACACCAUGGUUAUUGUUGGGGGAAGGACAGACGCAGAGGACUACAGUAACUCAGUGUCUCUGUACCAGAUCAAUUGUAACACCUGGAUAAAGCCAGUGUCAGCUGUCGGAGAUCCAGUAAAUCGUUCAGUGUCUCUGGCCAUGACAAGCUGGGGUGGUCGUCUUUUUGUGUCUGGAGGCUUCAAUGGCGUCACACUGGGACGACUCCUAACCCUGACUGUGCCCUCUGACCCUUGUGCCCUGCUGCCAACACCAGAGGCCUGCAACACCACCACAGGCAGUUGUGUUUGGUGUAGGGGAACCUGUGCAUCCUCAGAUAUUGCAGAGAGAAUGGGCUGUUUCCCUGGACAGUCUCCCUGUUCCCCAACUCCUCGUCAAGCAGACCAGUGCCGCAGACUGAAGACUUGCAGUGAAUGCCUUGCCCGGCACCCUAAGACAUUCACAAGUUCAUCACAGCCUGCUCUUCAGUGUAAAUGGUGCACCAACUGUCCGGAGGGCGCCUGUAUCAGCAGUUCUGUGAGUUGUACUUCUGAGCAUGACUGUCGGAUCAACCAGAGAGAGAUUUUCCUGUCCAGCAACUGCACUGAGACCAGCUGUGAGGCUUCAGACUGCCCCAAAUGUACUGCUUCUGGAAAAUGCAUGUGGACUCGCCAGUUCAAACGCACAGGGGAGACGCGGCGCAUCUUGAGCGUGAACCCGACUUACGACUGGACGUGCUUCAGUUAUGCUCUGCUCAACGUCUCACCCAUGCAGGUGGAGUCCUCUCCCCCUCUUCCAUGCCCCCCACCUUGUCAUAGUCUUCAGAACUGCAGCCUCUGUCUGGGCUCCAGAGGCUCAGAUGGGGGCUGGCAGCACUGUGUGUGGAGCAUGGCCCUGCAGCAGUGCAUGAGCCCGUCGUUCGUACCUCUGCGUUGUGAAGCAGGUCAGUGUGGUCGUCUACUCUCUGGUGGAGACUCAUGCUCUCCUCAGUGCUCCCAGCUCAACCAGUGUGCCCAGUGCAUUGCUAGGCCUCAGUGUGGCUGGUGCGCUGCUCGGGGAGGCAAUGGGGCAGGACGAUGCCUGCAGGGAGGACUAGAUGGUGUGAGUGAGGGUGUUUGUCCCUUGAGAAAUAGCAGCUGGUCAUUCCUCCACUGUCCAGAGGAGGAUGAGUGUGCUAAUGGCCAUCACCACUGUAACAGCACCCAGGACUGCCAUGACCUGCCCCAGGGGUAUCACUGCACCUGCAAACAGGGUUACAUACUCAGCAGUGUUUCUGGUCAAUGUGAGCCAGUGUGUGCGCAGGGUUGUGUCAAUGGGACAUGUGUGUCUCCUGGAGUUUGCCAGUGUCACUUUGGCUUUGUAGGAGAUAACUGCUCCUCUCAGUGCAGUUGCAACAAACACAGCAACUGCGCUGGUGUUAACAAACCAGAUGUCUGCCUCGAGUGUCACAAUAACACCAUUGGUAAGCACUGCGAAAAAUGCAAACCUCUGUUUGUUGGCUCUGCCAAAGGGGGGGGCACUUGUCGUCCAUGCCGAGAGUUUUGCAGAGGAAACAGUGCUGUAUGCCUAUCACGUGAUGAACAUAAGAAGGCUCUGGAGAACCCAAGGGUCUUCCCUUUAGACCCCAACAGUAUUCAGAACUGGGUUUCUGAAGGUCCCACAGAAGAAAACGCUGUGUGUGUGAAUUGCCAGAAUAACAGCGUGGGGGACAAGUGUGAGAGCUGCCUCAGUGGCUUUUUCCUACUGCAGGGGAAGUGUGAGAAGUGCCAGUGUAAUGGCCAUGCAGACACAUGUAACGAACAUGAUGGCACAGGCUGCCCCUGCCAAAACAACACCGAGACCUCGUCCUGCCUCAGUAGCCCUCAGAGUGAUCGGAAGGACUGCUACAGACAACAGUGUGCUAAGUGCAAAGACUCCUUCAAUGGAACCCCAGUGAAUGGACGUCAGUGCUACCGUCAGUUCAAUGUGGACACCGAGUGCUGCUUCGACCCCACGUCCCAGACCAACUGCUUCCACGACCCCACCAUUCGCAAUCUGCCUAAAGGCCGCACAGUAUUUUUUGCUGCGCAGCCAAAAUUCACCAAUGUGGACAUUCGGGUCACAAUCGAUGUUACCUUUGGUGAAGUGGAAGUGUACGUAUCCAACUCUCACGACACCUUCAUAGUGGAUGUCGAUCGGUACACGGGAAUACAUACCAUCAAUAUCGAUAGGGGGGAGGAGUCAGUGACACGCGUCACAACAACUGGGGGAGACAAGGACUCUCCUCCGUCACCUAUAAAGGUGUUUGCCAAUGCCUCGUCCAGUCUCGGGGGUCCUGUGCUUUCCCACAACCCCUUGCAACUGCAAGCUAAACCCCCAGGCGCAGACAGAGAAAUUAGGGAAGAGAGGGCUGAGGGACUUAUCACCUACAUUACUGUGUGGAAACCACAGACUGUUCUGAUAGUUCGCGGUGUUCGGGAUCGUGUGGUCAUCACCUUCCCUCAUGAGGUGCACUCCCUGAAAUCCAGCCGUUUCUACAUCGCUUUGAAAGGCGUGGGAACUGACGUGAAGGAGGGAGAGUCGCAGGGACUGCUGUUUUUGCGUCAGGACCAAGCCCACAUUGAUCUUUUUGUCUUUUUCUCCGUUUUCUUCUCCUGCUUUUUCCUUUUCCUGUCUGUCUGCGUCCUCCUGUGGAAGGUUAAGCAGUUCCUGGACUUCCGUCGGGAGCAGCGGCGCCACAUCCAGGAGAUGACCAAGAUGGCGUCACGGCCCUUUGCCAAGCUCACUAUAUACUUAGAACCAGAAGAGCCUCAGCUUAUAUACCUGCCUUCAGCCGGGGGAGGGGUGGGGGGUAGCACUGUAUCGCUUGCUCAUGCUCGCACGAGCAAGUUGGGGGGAGUGGUGGUAGGCCAGAGGGGCAGGGCUGGAGCUGUCUCCUACAAACAUGACCCGGGCUCCGGACCCACAGGCCACCACCACCACCACCUCACAUUGGGCGGAGGGGGUAACAGCGGCCAGCACUUGCCACUGCACUACCUGAACACCCACCACUACGCAAGCACGACAGCCGGGACCCCGGCAUCACAUCACCACCAUCCCUCCACUUACAGUGGCUAUCAGCACUUCUGCCGCUCCGACCCCUUCCUCUCUCAGCUCAUGGGCUUUUCUUACUCCUCCUUCAAAGUGGGGCCCAUCACCCUGGAGCCCACAGAUGAUGGCAUGGCUGGGGUGGCCACUGUGCUCUUUCAGCUGCCUGGGGGUGUCCUGGCUCCAAAUCGUGCCUGUUUGGGCUCUGCACUGGUUACAUUGCGUCAAAACCUGCAAGAAUACUGUGGCCAUGGCAAUGGUGGGGGCCACCCAGGGGCAGGAGCAGGGCGUAAAGGGCUUCUGGGGCAUCAGCACCUGACCACUAUGGCUAUGUAGGGGAGAAAAAAUAAAGAUACAGAGUAAAAAAGAUAAAAGAAAUUAAUCUCUAGAUAAUAAAUGCAUUUUUUGAAGGAAGCAUAGCUAUAAGUCCAAAAGAGUUACAUCAGAGUCUGUUAUGAUGAGCGUUUUGAUCAAAGUUGUACAUACACUGUAUUAUUAAUUAUGUGUCCUUUAUUGUUUUAUGUAUUGCUAUACUGUAUUUCAGUGCUUCACAUGACCAAGCCAGCUGUCUCUAGAAUGCACUAUAACUGCUAUACGUAUCAACAGAUCAACGCUGCGUCCUGUUUGUGAUCACUAACGUGGUAUGAGCACACCUGACAGUCAGUCUCAUACAAAAGACUGAAGCUAGGCCUGUUGUUAAAAUCUUUUCACUAACCAACAGAAGGCGUCGAGACAAGGCGCCUGCUCAUAUUGGAACCAACAUGUGCUUUAUACCCGGAAGGUGACAAUCAAAAUUGCCAUUGAGAACAAGAGACGUUUAAAUUAGUUCAGUGUAAUGUGCAAAACUUUGAUUGUCUGGGCAGGAAGAAAAAGUUGCUCAUGAGACGGUUUUUAUAUCAUAGUGGACAUGAGUGGUUUAUAAUUGUAAUUCACUGUAUGGCUGGCUUAGGAGCUACAUGUUUUUGUUGAACGGACUGAAACCCCGAAUAUAUUUUUGCAUAUUUAUUCACCUGCUCUGUUACGUUGUUGAGUUUCUUCUGCUUAUCUGCCUUCACUUCUUGCCUUGUCUGUGAGUCGACUGGCUUACACUUAAUACUUGUGUUAACUGUAAUGUUUGGUGCAGCUCCUGGAGGACUCGAUAACACAGUUGACGUUUUGUUUUGAAAAAUAAUGAAGGAUAAUGUUUUCAAUUGUAGUCCUCAGUUUCUCACACAAUAAUUUUGUCACAACAAAAGUGAGCUCGUCCAUAAAAAUGAAGAAAUGUGUAAUUUUUGCAAUAUUUGAUUCCAUCUUCGCCAUUUGAAAUGUAUAUUGAUGUUUGGCUAGUUUUGCUGGACUGCUUUCCUCUGGCAACCUGCCUGCCUAAAUGAUUGUAUUAGCAAACCAUAGCUACUAAUCAUAGCUAGCUGAAAAAAAUUGGAUGUUGCAGUAGUACAGAAUGGAAAAUGUUACUCUGAUGAGUAUUGAUAUUGGAAAGGGUUAUAUUUGAAAGUUCUCCUGGUGAGAAAUUUUUAGGAAGACUUGACAGCAUUUCUAUUUGCAAUGAGACUGAAUAACUUCACUGGUUUGUGCUUACGUUAGUAUUUUUUUCCAUUUUAUUUUCUAUUUUGCACUGCAUGGAGGCGAUGAGCCCCAUAAUUCAUGUGAAACACUAAGAGGUGAUGUUGCUCAGUUUCAGUGAGACAUAUUGUCAUGGAGGAAGUCAGACUGGUGCUACUGGAUUCUUAUCAAAUGAAAGAACAGGCUGUGUCAUAAACAGAGUAUUCAAAGCUUAGUAAAGUAAGCUCAAACAAAUACUUUCACUAUAUAAAGCAUCCCUCCUCAAAUAAGCAUUAAUGCUUUUUUGUCCUGUAUCUUUGUGUAUGUUUUUUUUUUUUUUUUAACAUACUUUAUUUUUGUACAUAACUUUUCUUGUGUUUUGUUUGUUUGUUUUCAAAGAAGGGAACAGUGUUGUACAGAAAAUUGCGUGAAGAUUCUCUGUCCUGGAUCAGCUAAAAUAAAGUCUAUGGAUCAUGAUA
Molecule: messenger RNA, 10776 nt
Organism: Sphaeramia orbicularis (orbiculate cardinalfish)
Lineage: Eukaryota; Metazoa; Chordata; Actinopteri; Kurtiformes; Apogonidae
Gene: megf8
Product: multiple EGF-like-domains 8
Exons: 44
Coding region: 413-9094 (2893 amino acids)
Molecular function (GO): protein binding; calcium ion binding
Source: RefSeq, a predicted model, not a curated record